GCGAAAGAGUCGAGGAGACUGGACUGGAGUUAGCUGUUUGAUUGUGUUCUCUGUCCGCUGUGCUGUAAGAUGCUUUUAACUUCAUGCGUAUUAUUUACAUUUUAAUUUCCCAGUUUCAAAGUGAGACGGAGACGCAAUAGUGUUUUUAUUUAUACGUUUAAUAAGAACGCCUGGUAACGUUACUGUUCCAAACAUCAGCUGACCUAGUAUCAGAUCUGCACCAUGAGCCGUUACAUCACAAGACUGAGAAUGAGAAGAACAUACAAAUGGAAUGGUAGACCAGUCGGUGAAGACAGGAAGCUAAGAAGGCAAUACUAUGAAUCUAUGUCCAUUUCUGUGGAUGGAAGGACUGAAGAUUCAACAGUGUCUUUAGGCCAGUACAUUUUGAUUGAGGGUGAUAAUGAUGACAAUCCCUUUGUGGCACAACUUCUCAAACUGUACACUGAUGAUUCAGGGAAGAAGAAGACUGCUGUAGUGCAGUGGUUUGUGCGUAUGUGUGAAGUACCUCAGAACAAACGCAAGCUCUUGGGCAGAGAUCCCCAUCCACAGGAGGUAUUUUUCUACCAGGACCGCUCUUGUGAAAAUGAGGUUGAUGGAGAGACCAUUCUUGCAGCAGUACAGAUUGACUAUGUCCCAGCUGAGGAUCCUUUCCCAGAGGGCAAGAGCAAAGACACAUUAUUUGUCAAACUCUUGUGGGACACCAAGUCUUUCAGAGAAUUAAAUCCUGAGCUGAUGCAGCCCUAUCAGAGCCCUAAAUCCCCCCCACCAUCUUCCCGGGCCUCUCAGGCUCGUGCUCUUCCAACCCCGGAUCCAACAAUAAUCAAACGGGCCAUGUCAGGCACCCUCCCCCAUGGUAGCAUGAGCACCGGCAAAAUGAGCACCAGUGAGGCGGAGUCUCUUCACUCUGCCUCCAAACUCUCUGCAGCUAAAGCUCUCAGUGCAAAGAGGAGAGGCAGAGCUUCCUCUGGUCCACAUGUUCGCAAGAAGCUGGACUUGUACAGUCCAAAAAAAAACAUGUCCCGAGAUGAUGUUCUGGGGGAGAUUCUUGAUGAACACACACCUACUGAGAAGAUACUGACGUCUAAGUUGAACACGUCUCCAACCGGCCGCAUCUCCAUUUCCAUUAGAUUGACUCCUUUUAAUCAGAAUGAGGAGGAGCAUGUCUCUCCUCUGUCAUCACACAGCCCUGAUAAACCCAGAUUGACUGCAUAUGACAAAGACAAUGACACUAGUGCUUUUCUUGGGGUGCAGCCACUUAGGGAUGAUGAUUCAGAGUCACUAAUAAGCACAGGCAGGACUCCCCGGAAGAGAGAGGCAACCCCCAGGAGAGCAAGUCUAAGAGCCCUGAAGGCAAGAACUCCAUCCAGCAGGAAAGAUUCAACUGCUCUCAGAGAACCAGCACUGGCUUCUUUAGCUGAAGAGGAACAUGAAGAUUCACCCAUCCAGACUGCUGCUACUCCUCGCUCUAAGAGGAAGUCUGCCCAGCUGGUGUCCUCCCGCAUCAGAAAGCAGCUAAAUUUGCUACAAAACAAGGUUGACCUGCAGUCUGAUGGUGAGGAUGGCAGUGAUGACGAUUGCUUCGUACCUACAAAGAUUGACUUGAGUAGCAGCGAUGAGGAAGAGGAGGCAAAGAUUGACAGUGAAGAUGAGCUUAUAGUGAAGAAGCGCAGGGGCUCUCGAACACCCCGGCCUACAGAGAAAACCCGUGUCUCUGCUAGGACCCCACGUAAAACACCCAGCAAGAAGACUGCUCCAUCCACUCCACGUACACCACGUAAUGCCACUCCCAGCAUACCUAGCAGGAGCGCUCCAGCCAGGAAGCCAGGGAAUGUUUUGGAAGAAGCACGGGCACGGUUGCAUGUUUCUUCUGUCCCUGAGUCUUUGCCAUGUCGAGAACAGGAGUUCCAGGACAUCUACAACUUUGUGGAGAGUAAAGUCAUUGAUGGCACUGGAGGGUGUAUGUAUAUCUCAGGUGUUCCUGGUACUGGUAAAACUGCCACAGUACAUGAGGUGAUCCGGUCCCUUCAGCAGUCCUCUGAACAAGAUGAGAUCCCUCACUUCCGCUUCAUUGAAAUAAAUGGCAUGAAAAUGACAGACCCGCACCAGGCUUAUGUACAAAUACUGCAGAAACUGACUGAUCAAAAAGCAACACCUGAUCAUGCAGCCACCCUACUGGAGAAACGCUUUAGUGCUCCUGCACCAAAAAAAGAGACAACUGUGCUUCUAGUAGAUGAGCUUGACCUCUUGUGGACCCGUAAACAGAAUGUGAUGUAUAACUUGUUUGAUUGGCCAACAAGGCGCAAUGCUCGUCUGGUGGUUCUUACCAUCGCAAACACUAUGGACUUGCCUGAGAGAAUCAUGAUUAACCGGGUUGCCAGUCGACUGGGACUGACAAGAAUGUCCUUCCAGCCAUAUACCUUUAAACAGCUACAACAGAUCAUCACGUCAAGGCUAAACAGAGUAAAGGCUUUUGAAGAAGAUGCUCUUCAGCUAGUCUCAAGAAAGGUGGCAGCGCUUUCAGGUGAUGCGCGCCGUUGCCUUGAUAUCUGCCGACGGGCCACAGAGAUUUGUGAGCACUCUGGAAGUAGCAAUGGAUUGGUUGGAAUGAGUCAUGUGAUGGAGGCUUUGGAUGAGAUGUUCUCCUCUUCCUACAUCGCAGCCAUCAGGUGUGCAUCUGUUCAGGAGCAGCUUUUCCUGAGGGCUGUUAUUGCAGAGUUUCGUCGACUUGGCCUGGAAGAGGCCACUUUCCAACAGGUGUUUGUUCAGCACCAGGCAUUAUGUCGGGUUGAGGGUUUGCAGCCGGUGAGUGUGUCUGAAGGGCUGGCAGUCUGUCAGAGGCUGGGUUCUUGUCGCCUGCUUCUUCUGGAGGGAAGCCGCCUGGACCUGCUGCUCCGUAUCAGACUCAAUGUUAGUCAGGAUGAUGUGCUUUAUGCUUUGAAGGCUGACUAAAUCUCAGCCCUACUGUGACCUAGCAACCAGUGUGGAUCAACUUAACCUGACCACAUCUUUGGACUUUCAGUGAGCAGAUUUUGAAUGAGAUCUUGCGUGGUGCAUUACAGGUAAAUUCUUAUUAACUGAAUGUGAGCUAUUGUAUUAAAGGUUCAAAUUAAAUUAUAAAUUUUAAUUCUUAAAAUUAUACAUGUGUAGUUCUAUAAGUACAUUUUAAAUGUGCCAUUUUUGUGUAUUGUAUUUGUACCUUUUUGCUUCAAAUCAUGUCUUUCAGUUGGCUCUUUAAUGUCUUUAGAGCAUUUCACAAAUGCUUUAUUCUAAAGCAAUAUUUAUGCAUUUUAGUGUGGCAGAGUAAGAAUCACACAUUUCUUGUUUAGCAUUUAAUGACGGUCAUGUUAAAAUGUACAAUUUUCAUUCAAAGCACCAAAAUGUUUUUACUUGUUUGACUUGAUAAAAUAAAGCUGUUGACUGAUCAGACCA
Pimephales promelas (fathead minnow) is the source of this 3429-nucleotide messenger RNA. RefSeq names its product origin recognition complex, subunit 1 (gene orc1). Lineage: Eukaryota; Metazoa; Chordata; Actinopteri; Cypriniformes; Leuciscidae. The record is from RefSeq and is a predicted model, not a curated record. Gene Ontology annotation, biological process: mitotic DNA replication checkpoint signaling; DNA replication initiation. Gene Ontology annotation, cellular component: nuclear origin of replication recognition complex. Gene Ontology annotation, molecular function: DNA replication origin binding; ATP hydrolysis activity; chromatin binding.